Perca flavescens (yellow perch) is the source of this 978-nucleotide messenger RNA. RefSeq names its product sperm-tail PG-rich repeat containing 4 (gene stpg4). The transcript is spliced from 7 exons. Gene Ontology annotation, biological process: epigenetic programing of male pronucleus. Gene Ontology annotation, molecular function: histone binding; chromatin binding. The record is from RefSeq and is a predicted model, not a curated record. The coding region runs from base 1 to 843 and encodes 280 amino acids. Gene Ontology annotation, cellular component: female pronucleus; germinal vesicle; male pronucleus. NCBI's taxonomy places the organism in Eukaryota, Metazoa, Chordata, Actinopteri, Perciformes, Percidae.
AUGAGUACAGUGCAGGAUACUGCCACAUGGAAAAACAAAGCUGUCUCUAAAGUCAGUGACAUGUCCAGGGGUGGUAAUAAAACAGAUAAGGGUGAUGACAAGGUGGACUUGUGUGGCCGGGGGAGCUGGUGGCUGGGAACGCUGAAAUGGAACGUCGUGGAUAUAGACGAACAACAUGCUAACAAUACAGUAAAGUGUCGGCGCACCAAGCCAUGUGUUAACACAUUCCCUAAACUUCUCUCGCCCUUCUUUCAGGACACACCCAUCCCAGGUGUCUAUCACAUCCGCGACUUCCUCGAAGAGGCUGAACUGAACCCGGUGAGGAAGACCUACGGGUUCAAAGGCGUCGGCAGAAAAGCCCACCCUCUGGGCGUACGUAAGGGGGAUUUGCUUCUCCCUGGGGCGUAUGACUACAUCGACUCCAUCCAGGAGGUCUUGAAGCACCAGGCGUCCUACUCUUUCAAAAACUGUCCACGGCCCAACAUCGUCACCCUGGGCGUCAGGGACAAGCAUAUAAACACUUCACCGUGCGACUAUGAUGUGACAGCGAAACCAGUGGAGAAGAUUCCCUGCAAGCAUGUGAUGUUUCGGUCGACCGUGCAGCGGAUCAGCUUUCCUCCUAAAGAGGGGCCGGCUCCAUGCCACUACUAUCCACAGACCAGACCAGGAAAAGGCAUCACUUCCUGCUUCAAAUCCACAUUGCCGCGGCUCCACUGUGUGCACUCUGUAAGUCUGAAGACCCCAGGACCAGGGGCCCACGAACCUUGCUGGAAGUUGGGCGAUCGUGUGAACACAGAAGCCAUAGACCCAUCAUUUAGCCUCUUCUUCCGCAACAUUCUCUAGUGUGGACUUUAAUUCCCACAAAAACUUCUCUCCAUCCUGUAUGUAAAAGUAAAAUUACGAAUGUGCAAAAGAAAGAAAUAUUCCAGUCUCUUAUUACUUGGACCAAUGUUUAUCUGCAUGUCAGUGAGGGAGUCU